AUGUCAAACGUAGAGGUCACAGAGAACGGGACUGCUCCCACCAUUCACAAGCCCCAUCACAAUGCUUCGCUGCCUUACCAGUCGGUCGGCGACUUCCUCUCCAACACCAACAACUUCAAGAUCAUUGAGUCUACCUUGAGAGAGGGAGAACAGUUUGCCAAUGCCUACUUUGACACAGAGACCAAGAUCAAGAUUGCCACGGCUCUCUCUGACUUUGGUGUCGAGUACAUUGAGCUCACCAGCCCUCUCGCUUCUCCCCAGUCCCGCAAGGACUGCGAGGAGAUCUGCAAGCUUGGCCUCAAGGCCAAGAUCCUGACUCACGUGCGAUGCACAAUGGAAGAUGCCAAGGUCGCCGUUGAGACAGGAGUCGACGGUGUCGACGUCGUUAUUGGCACUUCUCAAUUCUUGAGAGAGCACUCUCACGGAAAGGACAUGACUUACAUCAAGGAGUCUGCCAUUGAGGUUAUCCGAUACAUCAAGAGCCAAGGCAAGGAGGUCCGAUUCUCUUCCGAGGACUCUUUCCGAAGUGAUCUUGUCGACCUUCUCAGCCUUUACCAGGCUGUUGACAAGGAGGGUGUUCACCGUGUUGGUGUCGCUGACACUGUCGGCUGCGCUUCUCCUCGCCAGGUCUACGACCUUGUCCGCACUCUCCGUGGUGUUGUCGGCUGCGACAUCGAGUGCCAUUUCCACAACGACACUGGCUGUGCUAUCGCCAACGCCCACGCUGCCCUCGAGGCCGGCGCCACCCACAUCGACACCUCAGUUCUCGGAAUCGGCGAGCGUAACGGUAUCACCCCUCUCGGAGGUCUCUUGGCCCGCAUGAUCGUCAACAGCCACGACUACGUCACCUCUCGAUACAAGCUCCACAAGCUCAAGGAGAUUGAGGAUCUCGUCGCCGAGGCCGUCGAGAUCAACGUCCCCUUCAACAACUACAUCACCGGUUUCUGUGCCUUCACCCACAAGGCCGGUAUCCACGCCAAGGCCAUCCUCAACCAGCCUAGCACAUACGAGAUCAUCGACCCUGCUGAUUUCGGCAUGUCCCGAUAUGUUCACUUCGCGUCUAGAUUGACUGGCUGGAACGCCAUCAAGAGUCGUGUUGAGCAGCUCGGACUGAACAUGACCGAUGAGCAGAUCAAGCAAGUUACUGCCAAGAUCAAGGACCUGGCUGAUGUGCGUCCUCUCGCUAUUGACGACACGGACUCAAUUAUCCGCUCUUUCCACUUCGAUCUCCAGAAGGCUUAG
Fusarium coffeatum is the source of this 1242-nucleotide messenger RNA. RefSeq lists its product as uncharacterized. Gene Ontology annotation, molecular function: homocitrate synthase activity. Gene Ontology annotation, cellular component: mitochondrion. Bases 1 to 1242 code for a protein of 413 amino acids. The transcript has 6 exons. The record is from RefSeq and is a predicted model, not a curated record. Lineage: Eukaryota; Fungi; Ascomycota; Sordariomycetes; Hypocreales; Nectriaceae.